Molecule: messenger RNA, 4774 nt
Organism: Symphalangus syndactylus (siamang)
Lineage: Eukaryota; Metazoa; Chordata; Mammalia; Primates; Hylobatidae
Gene: MAPK12
Product: mitogen-activated protein kinase 12
Biological process (GO): MAPK cascade; protein phosphorylation
Molecular function (GO): ATP binding; MAP kinase activity
Source: RefSeq, a predicted model, not a curated record
UCAGACCAGCGGCCAUCUUCUGGCACCCUCCCUGCUCCCUGGAGGGUCUGAGAGCCCAGGGGGACCAGGGGAAGACGUGGCUGAUGGGCAGGCUCUGAGGGCACAGGGUGUGACAGCCAUCCACAUGGUGACCCCAGCUGCUCUCUGGGGAUGUACUGGGCAGGCUUGGCUUCGGGCCAAGAUCCAGACACCGCCCCCCCUACCCCUCAGUGGUCAGGGAAGCUGGCUGGGGGGAAGUUGGGUGUCUCAAGGAGCAAGGGUCUGCCCAUCCCUGGGCAGGGGCUGGGCAGGGUAGGGAAAAUAGCUUUCCUUUCCUUCCUGGUGAAGGAAAAAGAGGCCACUUUAACCCAGAGAAUGUGCACGCUGGUCCCGUUCCCACUACGUGCUGCAGCUUACGUGUGGGGGAGGGUCCAGGCCAUUUGGGGUCAGGCAGUGUCUCUAGGGGCCAGGGACAGUCUGUGCCCUUGCUUGGGUCUUGGGUAGGGGUCUGGGAGUUGGGGGCCUCCUGGGGCCUCGUCAAUGUAGUGGUCAAUCCUGGGGGAAGUCCAGUGUUGGCGGUUGGGGGUGGGAGCAGAAUGGUGACACAGCCCCACCUCAGAAGCCUGGUCCGUGCUGGGCCUGCUGGACCCCUGAGCCCCACCACGGGGAGUAAGGGGGACAGCAAUGGAAACUGGGCUUCCUGGAAGAGGUGGAUGGAGUGCCACAGGCAGCCCAGGGCACAAAGGGUGUGGGCCACAGGCAGCUGUGGUUUGGGUGGCCCUGGGCUGCCCUGCUCACUGGCUCACUGGUCACGAGCUUGUGAAUGCCAGGGAGCACGGCCGAAGCCCAGGUGUAAAGCUACUCCCUACUCCCGCCCUUGAGCGGCUGAGCUGCUGAUUCAUGGCAGGAGGGCGGGGCAGAAGGCCCUAGGGAUCCUGUUACCCACCAGCCCAGUGAGCUCCUGGGGUGCCCCCACAUCCUUUCUAAGACCCAGGUUCCUGGGCUGGGGAAGGGGUGCCAGGGUGGGGCUUUGCCCUCUGGAGCAUCUGGUCCAGGAUGGGGCCAGACCUAUGGGAGGACAAGGCCCACACAGACGGGUCGGGCUGAGGGCCCCAGCAGGUCCCCAUCCCUGCUGGAGAGAGUGCAGCCACUCUCAGCCUGGGCUUUGCAGGACAGGACAGGCAGGGGUGGGAUGGGCAGGGGCACCAGUACUUGCAAUGCUUGGAGCAGGCACCCCACAGAUGGGGGGAGCAGGGGGAGGAGCUGGAGGUCCAAACGGGCCCACGGGGACCUAUGGGACUGAGAGGCCUGGGGUCAGUGGCCACAGGGGUGGGGUUGGGGAUGCAGCCUGAGGAGUUUGGGGGGACCCCUCCGUGUAGAAAGAGGGAUACAGGCAGGACAGGUGCAGAUGGGCCCCCCGUUGGGGGACGGAUCAGGCGCAGUGGUAGGGCAUCCUUGGGGGCGGCCUGGGAAGUUGACCCUGGGAACACAGGGCUCAGCCCGACUUGAGGCUGCGGAUAGAAGUCAGCGCUCAGGCUGUCAAGGAUGGGCCCUGCGCCCUGGAACCGUGGGGAGUUAGGACGGGAGCCCGGGGGCUCCUGCUGAGACCCCCCAGGGCAGGGAAGUUCAGCCAAAGGGGAGAGGCUGGCAGGGGUAUCUCCGCGCCGCGUCCGGCCCGUUAUGGGGACGAAGCUGCGGGGCGGCCCUCCCCUCCCCCUGCGCUUCCCCCCAGGCUCCGGCCCUCCCCCGGCGGCGGCCGCCUCGGGUUUCCGGAGGGGCCAGAGGGCGGGCGAGGGCGUCACGUGCGCGCCGUCCGCGGGCCGGUUGGUCCCUGGGCGGGGGAGGGGCUGUGCGCAGCCUGGGUCGGGGUCCAGCCGGGGUCGGCACCUGGGACAUCCCUGAGGGAAGGGGCUGGGAGCAGGAGCGCUCCAGCGGCGGGCGGGCGGGCGGACCAGCGGCGCAGAGCCGGCCCGGGGCGCGCGCCGAGGGAGCCCCGUCCCCGGUCGUGGGGGCACCGCCCGCAGGCUCUGCGGGGUGGGCAGCUCCCGGGCCUGCCAUGAGCUCUCCGCCGCCCGCCCGCAGUGGCUUUUACCGCCAGGAGGUGACCAAGACGGCCUGGGAGGUGCGCGCCGUAUACCGGGACCUGCAGCCCGUGGGCUCGGGCGCCUAUGGCGCGGUGUGCUCGGCCGUGGACAGCCGCACCGGCGCUAAGGUGGCCAUCAAGAAGCUGUAUCGGCCCUUCCAGUCCGAGCUGUUCGCCAAGCGCGCCUACCGCGAGCUGCGCCUGCUCAAGCACAUGCGCCACGAGAACGUGAUCGGGCUGCUGGACGUAUUCACUCCUGAUGAGACCCUGGAUGACUUCACAGACUUCAGGUGGGGGAGAAGCGGCAGGGAGGACCCACCCUGCCCCUGCCCUGCAGCCGACCACCCCGGGACUCACACCUUGUCGGCCAAGAGUGAAGGGCCAGGCCAAGGAAGGCCUGGAGAGGGCAGCAGGCGCCUCCUGCCUGACUUGCAGAGUUACCUGGUGAUGCCGUUCAUGGGCACUGACCUGGGCAAGCUCAUGAAACAUGAGAAGCUAGGCGAGGACCGGAUCCAGUUCCUCGUGUACCAGAUGCUGAAGGGGCUGAGGUAUAUCCACGCUGCCGGCAUCAUCCACAGAGACCUGAAGCCCGGCAACCUGGCUGUGAACGAAGACUGUGAGCUGAAGAUCCUGGACUUUGGCCUGGCCAGGCAGGCAGACAGUGAGAUGACUGGGUACGUGGUGACCCGGUGGUACCGAGCUCCCGAGGUCAUCUUGAAUUGGAUGCGCUACACGCAGACGGGUGAGAAGCUGCCCAGAGAUUUGGGCCUCUCAGCCUGUACCAUCUGCUUCUCCACUUCUUCACGGAGAGCCCUGUGGUGGCUGCUCCCCAGGGAGGCUGUUGAGCUGGGGUGGAGCCGGGCAGUGGACAUCUGGUCUGUGGGCUGCAUCAUGGCGGAGAUGAUCACAGGCAAGACGCUGUUCAAGGGCAGCGACCACCUAGACCAGCUGAAAGAGAUCAUGAAGGUGACAGGGACGCCUCCGGCUGAGUUUGUGCAGCGGCUGCAGAGCGAUGAGGCCAAGAACUACAUGAAGGGCCUCCCUGAAUUGGAGAAGAAGGAUUUUGCCUCCAUCCUGACCAAUGCAAGCCCUCUGGCUGUGAACCUCCUGGAGAAGAUGCUGGUGCUGGAUGCGGAGCAGCGGGUGACGGCGGCCGAGGCGCUGGCCCAUCCCUACUUCGAGUCCCUGCACGACACGGAAGAUGAGCCCCAGGUCCAGAAGUAUGAUGACUCCUUUGACGACGUGGACCGCACACUGGAUGAAUGGAAGCGUGAGUGGGGGGCUCCGGGCAGGGCCUGUGUGGACCCGAGUGGGGGGCUCCGGGCAGGGCCUGUGUGGACCCAAGUAGGGGGCUCCGGGCAGGGCCUGUAUGGACCAGUGAGUGGGGGGCUCCUGGCACGGCCUGUGUGGACCCGAGUGGGGGUCUCCGGGCAGGGCCUGUGUGGGCCCCAUGGGCCCUGUGCAGGUGGCCAGCCUCAGAGUCCUAGAUCCCGGUCCCUGGGAUGCAGGUCAGGUGAGGAGGACGGGAGGUCAGAGGGCAGCGUGGGGCCGUGUGGCCUGGUGGAGAUGACCAAUGGCUGGAGCUGGAAGAUGAAGGGAGGGUGUUCCUGGCAGGCUCAGCACAGAGACUGGCACAGAAGGAGCUGGGAAUGGUGAAGGGCUACUGUGAGUCAGGGAACCAGGGCCCCUCCUGGCCCCCAGACCUGCUGCCCUUCCACCAUGUCCAGGCCAGAGACCUGGGCCACCCUGACACCCUCACCACAUCCGCUUGUCCCUAAGGCCUCUCUGAUCACACCUCCUGAAUCUGUCCUUGCGUCUCCUUGCCCCAUUUUUUUUUUUUUUUUUUGAGACGGAGUCUCACUCUGACGCCCAGGCUGGAGGGCAGUGGCACGAUCUUGACUCACUGCAAGCUCCAUCUCCCGGGUACACAGCAUUCUCCUGCCUCAGCCUCCUGAGUAGCCGGGACUACAAGCGCCCGCCACCACGCCUGGCUAAUUUUUUGGAUUUUUAGUAGAGACAGGGUUUCACCAUGUUAGCCAGGAUGGUCUUGAUCUCCUGACCUCGUGAUCCGCCCGCCUUGGCCUCCCAAAGUGCUGGGAUUACAGGCUUGAGCCACCGCGCCCGGCCCUCUCCUUGCCCCACUUUAGGAUCCCUCCCCCCUGAACAACGGUAGACCCAAGACAGUCCCCAGGGCUCGCCUGUCUCCCCCAGCCCCCCUGAGCAGUCCAGACCCCAACCCCAACUGCCCGGGUCCAUGAUCCCCUAUACCGGGGCCAUCCCCUCAUCUUGGAGGGCUGGCCAAGGCCUGUGCAGCCUCAGGCUGGACUCAGGGAAGCCUCCCCAGCUCCCACAGCUAUGCUGUGGCCUGAGGCUGUGCUGGACCUGGCUUCAUUUCUGCUCCAGGAUGGCAGGCUGUGUCUUCUUCAUGGCUGCAUGACCAGCCUGGGGUGGGGGUGCCCGGGGACAGUAGGUGUACACUGGGAGCAGUGCCGUGUUUCAGGCCCUGUCCUGGCUCUGCCUCUGGUGCAGGACCUUGGUCCUCCACACUGGUGGGUGGGGCUGGAUGGGUUGAGGUUCUUCACCUGUGCUCCUUAGGGCCACGGGUCCCUGGGUGCCCGCAGCAGGGCCUCCACCCUUCGCUGUGUGUGCUUAUUUGUGUGCUUAUGAGUUUGAGUUUGGCUUUGUUUGAUUAAAGGUUUCUGCUGCUAGAAA